AUGACUGAUUAUAAAAAUUCUAAUAAUAAUUCAUCUAGUAAUAAUAUACCAUAUAAACCAUUCAAUCUGAAUAAUAAUAACCAAAUACUUCCAAAACAAGGGAAUAAUCGAAAAUUUAAUAAUAAUAAAUCAAAAAAUUAUGAUCAUAAGAAUGAUAAAGAUAUAACUCAAUUAGAAUCACAAUUAAAACAAGGUAAAAAAAUAAAUGGAAAUAGUAGAAAAAAUCAAAUAUCUAUAAAUCAUUUAUUAGAUUUUCAAUCUUAUCGUGAUACUGAAGAAUAUGCUGAAAAUCAACAAAGACAAAAACAAAGAAGAAGAUCAAGUAGUCAUAAAAAAUAUCAACAAGUUUCAAAAAUUCAUUUAACUGGAAUGAAAUUUAUUAAUGUUAAUUUUAAAUUUAUAGUAGAUUCAAGAAAAAAUUAUAAAAUUCAAGAAAUUGAUCCAAAUAUUCCAGUUGAUAUUAAAAAUAUUAUAUCGAUAAUUGCUCCUAAAGGUGCUAGUUGUCCAAUUUGUUUAAGUGAUGAUCUUAUUGCUCCACGAAUGAUUGUAUCUUGUGGUCAUAUUUUGUGUUUAAAAUGUGUUCUAAGUUUAUUAGAACAUGAAGUUCCAAAAGCGAAAAAGAAAGAAUCUUCAGCAAUUAUAGAGAAAUAUAGAGAAUGUCCACUUUGUUUCAGUAUUAUUAGGAAACCUGAAUUAAAACCAGUCAUUUUUGAUAACGUCGAUGAAAGAUUUGAAAUUCCAAAAGUUAAAGAUGAAGUAGUUUUAACUUUAAUGGCAAGAGAUCUGAAUAAAAUUUUAUCAUUACCUAAAUCAAUUUCUAUUCAAAAUCAUUUAAAUGAUUUUCCAAAUGUUAAUCAAAUUGAAUUAUCUUCAUAUCUGAGAAUUAUGAAAGGAGAUUUUGAUUAUUUAAAAAAUAUGUAUGAAAAUGAAAAACAACAAAUUUUGAAAAAUUAUGAAGAAGAAAAAUUAUUAUAUGGAGAUGAUAAUGAAUUAGUUGAAGAAGCUAUUUCCCAUAUAGAUAAAGAAAUAGAAGAAUGGUCAACUAAAUUUGCUGAACCAUCAUCUGUGGAAAAAACUUUUAAUUUAGAUGAAUCAUUAACCCAUCAAACAACAUUUUAUUAUUAUCAAACAGGAUUUAAUGCUAAUACUACAUAUGUUUUAUCACCAUUAGAUAUGAAAGUUUUAAAAAAUACAUAUAUUGAUUAUCAAAACUUACCAUCGACAAUUAUUGCCAAAAUAGAAAAUAUAAGAUAUGAAGAAUUAUCAUCUGAAACUUCAAUAAAUAAAUAUAAAUAUUUAAGUCAUUUACCAGUAGGAACUCAAAUUGGAUUUUUGGAAUGUAAUUGGAAUAAUAAUGAAUUUAUUUCACAAAAUACUUGGUCAUUAUUUAAAGAAGAUUUAUUAAAAAGAUCCAAAAAUUCAAAUAAAAAAUUUAAUAGAGAAGAAAGAAAUAAAAAAAAAGCUCAAAAUGAAGAAGAAUUAAAAACUUUACAAUUUUAUUUAAAAGAAAAUGGUCAAUAUAAUGAUGAAGAGUAUGAUGAAAAUUUCAUUAAUCAUAAGAAUUUUAACUUUGAUACCUUAUCAAUUCAAGAUAAUAAUAUAAACUCUCCUGUACUUUCAUCAGAUCAAAAUUUAUCAACAACAGAAAGUGAAAAUGAUUAUCAAACAACUGUAUGGGGUACAAAAAUUCCAAAAUCUUUAUUAAAAGAUUCUUCAGCAAUUGAAGAUAAUGAUAAUAAUGAUGAUGAUUGGGAUGCAGAAGAAAUGAUUAGAAAAGCAAGAGAAGAAAAUUUAGAAAAUGAUAAUGAAUCAACUAAUAAGAAGAAAAAGAAGAAAAAAAGAUUAGUCUUGUUAUCUUCUUGA
Lodderomyces pseudojiufengensis is the source of this 1863-nucleotide messenger RNA. RefSeq lists its product as uncharacterized. The record is from RefSeq and is a predicted model, not a curated record. Bases 1 to 1863 code for a protein of 620 amino acids. Gene Ontology annotation, biological process: positive regulation of transcription by RNA polymerase II. NCBI's taxonomy places the organism in Eukaryota, Fungi, Ascomycota, Pichiomycetes, Serinales, Debaryomycetaceae. Gene Ontology annotation, molecular function: transcription cis-regulatory region binding; metal ion binding. The transcript has a single exon.